Messenger RNA from Sitophilus oryzae (rice weevil), 2195 nucleotides. Its product is annotated as zinc finger imprinted 3-like. Gene Ontology annotation, molecular function: RNA polymerase II cis-regulatory region sequence-specific DNA binding; DNA-binding transcription factor activity. The record is from RefSeq and is a predicted model, not a curated record. Bases 219 to 2036 code for a protein of 605 amino acids. Lineage: Eukaryota; Metazoa; Arthropoda; Insecta; Coleoptera; Curculionidae. The transcript has 14 exons. Gene Ontology annotation, biological process: regulation of transcription by RNA polymerase II.
GUACCAUGCGUGCAUGCGUGGCAAUCGUAGCAUAUUAGCAGACUGUGUUGUGCAUGUGUUGUGUGUUAGCAGCAUGUUAGCAGAUGUAGCCAGAGAUUUAGCGAUUUAGCAGAUGUUUUUACGGAUAUUUUGUUGUAAAAGUUGUUGGAGAAAGAUUUUUACUAAAUUUGUUCCUAUAUUGCUAAUUACUUAGGUACUGAUCUUUUUUAUUAAAAACUAUGAAUAAAAUAGAUGAAGAAAUAGAUUUGAAGCCGUCGAAGGAAAAAAAGAAAAGGAUCCAUAAAUGUGCAAUAUGCAAUUUCCAAGCACGAUAUGCGUCAAAUAUUCGCCAACACAAGAAAGUUCACUUGACACAGGAAGAACGAGAGCUGUUUGCUUGUUCGUAUUGUGACAACAAAUAUAUUUCAAAACAAGGCUUAAAAAACCACCUUGAUAAUAACCAUAGUGAAUUCAGUAAGAAAAGUCACUUGGCACACGAAGAACGACAGAAGUUUUCUUGUGUGCACUGUAACAAGAAAUAUACAAGAAAACACAACUUAAACCAGCACCUUGAGGAUAAUCAUAUUGAUUCCAGGGCGCAUGUACCGCAAAAAAAGGUCUAUAGAUGUUCCAGAUGUAGCUACUAUACGAUACGUAAGUCAUAUAUUGAAAAGCACAAGAAAAGUCACUUGACACGAGAAGAACGACAGAUGUUUGCUUGUGCGCAUUGCGACAAUGAAUACAGAUCGAAAAUCAGCUUAAGAUACCACCUUCAGAAUAAUCAUACUGAUUCCAGAACGAGGGAAUUGAAGGAAUCGCAGAAAAAGGUCUAUAUAUGUACAAUAUGUGACUUUCAAACACGAUAUAGUACAAGUAUUAGAGAUCACAAGGAAACUCACUUGGCGCCGGGACAACGACAGUUAUUCAGUUGUGCGCAGUGUGGUAACACAUAUAGAACAAAGACAGGCUUAAAAUACCACCUUAGAAAUACUCAUAUUGAUUCCAGAAUGCAGAAAAAUGUCUAUAGAUGUUCCACAUGUAGCUUCCAAACACAGGAAAAGCCAAGACUUAACCGACACGAGAAAGUUCACUUGGCACCGGAAGAACGACAGUUGUUUGCUUGUGCACACUGUGAUAAGAAAUAUACAAGGAAAGAGAGCUUAAUAGAUCAUCUUCGGGAUAACCAUAUUGAUGCCAGGGCGAAAGAAUUGAGGGAAUCGCAGAAAGAAGUCCAUAAAUGUGCCAUGUGUGGCUUUCAAACAAGACAUAAAUCAAGUCUUAGGAAACACCAGAAAAUUCACUUGGCACCGGAAGAACGACGUGUGUUUGCUUGUGCGCAGUGUGACCGGAAAUAUAUGUUACAGGGGAGUUUAGAAGAUCACAUCAAUAUUUGCCAUAUUGAUUCCAAGUCGAAGCAGAAAAAGGUCUAUAAAUGUGCCAUAUGUAGCUUUCAAACUGGACACAGGGUAAGUCUGCACUACCACAAGAGAGUUCACAUGGCACCGGAAGAACGAGAGAUGUUUAUCUGUGCGCAGUGUAACAACAAAUAUAAGACAAAACGCGGCUUACUACUUCACCUCAAACAUGGGCACGUUGAUUCCAGAAAUGCUGAAUCUCCAACCGAUGAAGUAAUAUUAGAUUCUUUGAAAAUGGAAAUUGAUGAUUACACUCCACAUUUGGAUGACUUUAAAAAUGCUGAACGUAUAGCGGUGACUAAUAAAGUAAAAACAGAAGAUUUUUUAAAAAUAGAACUUGGUGAUGACACUCCGAUUUUAAAUACAGAAAUGCACCAUGACCUUAGGAAUACCGAAAAUUUACCUAUAACUAAGAAGUUAUAUAUAAAGCUGGUAGAUUUUAUAAAAAUAGAAAUUGAUGAUGAUGACACCCUGCUUUUAAAUAAAGAAAUGCAGGAUGACAUUAGAAAUACCGAAAAUUUAUCUAUAACUAAGAAGUUAUAUAUUAAGCUGGUAGAUUUUAUAAAAAUAGAAAUUGAUGAUGAUGACACUCCGAUUUUAAUUAAAGAAAUGCAGGAUGACAUUAGAAAUACCGAAAAUUGAUCUAUAAGUAAGAAAUUAUAUUAUUAGGCUGGAAGAUUUUAUAAUGUAAUACUAAAAUAUAAAAAUUAAUUGAUUUGUUUAAUUUUUAUAUGUAAACAUUUUUAAGCUAUACAAAUUUAUAACUGUGAUAUUUUCAAAAAAAAAGUAAGUUUUAUAAGU